GGUCGAUUAACCCGGAAGUUUGCGGAACGUGAAAAGAGCGCCUGGAUUCGAAGUUUGCAAACCAAGUAAGCUUUUCUAGGUCCCCUCGUCAUCUCGCCAUGAGUCUGGCGCCGACGCCCACCGGGCCGCCCUCGAAUGGCAUUCAGGAGCAGCAGGAGCGCUGGGAGAGGAAGCGGGCCCGCACUGGCCGGGAACUGGUCCGUACCGAGCAGCGCUACUGCCACCAGCUGGAGCUGGUCAAUACGUACUUUGUCGAGAUCCUGAAAGCCAAAGGAACCCUGCGGCAGGACAUUAGAGAAAGCAUCUUCAGCUCAAUUAAAGCCAUUCAUUCACUAAACCAGACGUUACUGGCCUACCUGGAAGACGGGAUGUUUGGCCCCGGCUUCGAAAGAUUCUGCCAGCACCUGAAUCACUACACGGUCUACAUCGACAAUAUCCACAACGCCAACAAAGUUCUCCAGAUGACGCUGAAAAAAAACAAGGCUUUUCGCCGCUUCAAGAAGCUCCAGGAGUCGAGGCCCGAGUUCCGCAACACGAUACUGGAGGACCUUCUCCCACUGCCUCUGCAGCGCAUUCAGCAAUACAAGUACUUCCUGCGGGACUUAACGGAGAACACGCUGCCGGACAGCCCCGAGUCCGCUGCGCUGUCAGGGGCGGUGAAGGCGGUCUCGGAGGUGGCCCAGCGCAUCCAGGACAACGCCCGCAGCCACGAGAACCAGCUGCAGCUGCGGCGCAUUCAGAAGCUGCUGACGGGCUGCAAGAGCAAGGUGCUGGUGCCAGGCAGGUGGUACAUCCGUGAAGGCUGGCUGCGGGCCGUGCCCCCCAAGGGUACUGAGGUCAAGCCCAAGAUGUUCUUCCUGUUCUCUGAUGUGCUCCUGCUCACCACGCCCUGCUCGCCGCUGCACCCCACCAACGGAGACAAGUUUUGCUGCCAGCGUGUUUACGCCCUGCAGGACUGCACGGUGGGCAAGGUGUUCGGCCACACCAAGAGCCAGGGCGGCCUCAUCAGUCUGACCUUCACUGAAGAAAAGCUCUUGCUGAUGUCCAGCGACCAGGAGGACAUCAACGACUGGUACCGGAGCCUGUCCUCAGCCGUGGGUCAGCUGGCGUCCAGAACCACGGUGGUGCACAAGAGGGACAACCUAUGCAGGAGACCCCUGCGUUCGGCCCAGGCGCAGAGCGAGCCCAGCACCCCCUCCGUGGGACCCAGCCAGCCGCAGCCCGUGAGGAAGAGGAACAUGGUCGCAGCAGAGACGACAGGCCAGUGCGAGGGCCCCCCCCACAGUCCCCGCCUUCCUCCGGGUGGGGGUGGGGCCAGCGCCAUGAAGAAGAUGAGACUGACGGAUGCUCCGGCGGAAAGCGCUCCGGAGUCAGCUGGGUCCAGCUGUGUGAUCCUUUAACGGACUCAGGACAAAGGCGGACCUCAUUCCCAGGACAUCACUGGCCGAGUGCAGUGGAAUCUGGAGGGGUGUCGACUACUGCAAUUUUUGAGUUCACAAACUGAUAUGAAUAUAUGAAAAUGCUAUAGGGGAAUAUGUGGGAGAUACAUUUUAAAUGGAUUUUAAAAUGCAUUUCUGUGGAAUAUAUUGCACCUUUACUAUGUAAUGUUCUCCUCUGCUGCCUUCAUAUAUACUAAGCCAUAUAUUGAUGUGUACCACAUAUACUUUAGGCUUGUUAAAAGCAGUGCCAUGCUGAGCACUUUGGUCAAGUCUGUGCACAACACUGGCAGUGAUGAACAGUGCAGUAAAGACCCCAGUGCAUGUUUGCUGCAGGUUCUGUACUACUGAGUCCCCCUGAAGUCACCAACUGGAGAUGAUUCAUUCUGCUACUGAAACAUGCUUGUGGAAUAUAACCUUAUUGCUGCACUGAAGGGCAAUGUAACAAGUUUCCACUAUUUGUGUAUUGUCAUUUAUAUUAUAUCAUUAUUCUGAUUUUAUCGUAUGCCAGAUGUCAAGUUUUAAUCAUUUUAAUAUAUUGCAAGUCUUUUUUUAAAUAAUGCUUUUCUCAAUCACCUUAUAAGCUGACUUGGAAGCGAUGCUGUUUUAUGUCCUGUAUCUGUGGAAUGCUUCGUCCACGAUUGAUGCGUGUACAUUAUACAUGAUUAUGAUGGAGCUGAUUAGCAGAAUGUGUGCAGGGUAACAUCAGCUCAGCUCUGUUUCAACAUCACAACGCAGAAAUCAGAAAUCAUAACCUUAAGGUUAUUUUUUUAUUCUGUAUUCCUAUUAUUUCAGGAAAUCUGUUACACUGAUUAAAACUGUAAAUGUAAAAAUUCAGUUUGUUGUUUUUAAAUAUUAAACGCCUUUGAAAUUC
Paramormyrops kingsleyae is the source of this 2310-nucleotide messenger RNA. RefSeq names its product Rho guanine nucleotide exchange factor (GEF) 39 (gene arhgef39). The record is from RefSeq and is a predicted model, not a curated record. NCBI's taxonomy places the organism in Eukaryota, Metazoa, Chordata, Actinopteri, Osteoglossiformes, Mormyridae. Gene Ontology annotation, molecular function: guanyl-nucleotide exchange factor activity. Gene Ontology annotation, biological process: positive regulation of cell migration. Gene Ontology annotation, cellular component: plasma membrane.